Messenger RNA from Didymodactylos carnosus, 321 nucleotides. NCBI's taxonomy places the organism in Eukaryota, Metazoa, Rotifera, Eurotatoria, Philodinida, Philodinidae. The record is from the annotation of a GenBank genome assembly.
AUGGGUAGGUAUGGGUCGGUAUUGGUAGGUGUGGACCAUAUAACCUCAAAAGAUCCUCCAUUACUCGCUGCUUGCUUAAAGACGCCCGCUCCAUGUUUGCACAACGUUCGACAAUUAUUCAAAAAAGAUGUGAUUAAUUUAACUGAACAAGGUAAUACUCACAAACAUACCCAGACAUGUUGGAAGUAUGACAGUAUUAUAUGUCGCUUGCGCAUGCCCAGAGCGUUAAUACCAGAAACAACGAUAAAUGCUGAAACUGGACAAAUCAAAAUGAAACGCAGUCAUGAAACUAUAAAUAAUUUCAAUGAAUUUAUAAUCGUU